Messenger RNA from Colletotrichum siamense, 834 nucleotides. RefSeq lists its product as uncharacterized. NCBI's taxonomy places the organism in Eukaryota, Fungi, Ascomycota, Sordariomycetes, Glomerellales, Glomerellaceae. The coding region runs from base 1 to 834 and encodes 277 amino acids. The transcript has a single exon. The record is from RefSeq and is a predicted model, not a curated record.
AUGCAUUGGCUCUCGUACGCGGUUCUCAUUCUGUUGGCGGGCGUCACACCAGUUCUCUGCGUGGAACCAGCAACAUCUCCGCCUUCGCCCACUAAGACGCAAACCUCUACCAAUUUCACCGUCCCUCUCACAGCCUACAACGCUGAGGUAGAAGAGACUGGGGUGCCAAAAACCUCAUUACCGACACUGGAGACUACGACAAGCGCUGGGAACGAUCACUGGGGAUUCUACCUCUUCAGGACGACAUACGACGACAAUAAUCUUUGGGACCGAUACGUGGAGUACAUCCGCAAAAGAGCCAAUGAGAGCAUCGAUGAAUAUGAUGAAGGCCAUGAAUGGCAUCCUCAUUUUCGUCUCUUUGUCAUCGAGGGUCCCGACUUGAGGGGUGCCUCGAUUGAGCAUGUUAGAACGCGAUUCGCGACAUGGCGCGACCGGCCCAAUGUCAGGGCUCAUGGGGUUUACUCAGACAUCGCCCCGAGCAAGUACUUUGACGAAUAUGUUCUCUCCAGGUUUCCACUGUAUGCGGAUGCGGAGUGCCUGGAGUCGUUCAGCGUCUACACUCAGCUGAAGAACGGGUCGCGAGAGCAGGCGGAGCACAAGGUUUUGGUGAAGGCGAUGAAUGUCGAGGGUAGCGACAGCUAUGUGCUCAAGUGGAAAAGAGAUUAUUGGAGGAAUCCGGAUUAUCGGUGGAUGCUUGUGAGUUGUGAGGAGCUGGUGCAGUAUUGGGAUAUCAUGUCGUCGAGUUGGGGUGGCUGGCAUGAGCAGUAUAUGAAGUUCAACGCUGGGGAGAAGAGGAGGCCUUGGGAGCCGCUGAUUCAGCAUGAUGAGUUGUAG